GUCUUGGCCAAAAGUCCUCCCUCUAACUCAUCUCGCGCUAGCGUAGUAUUUUCUCCAUCCAGCUCCAAAUUUCAAAAAAGUUGUCGAUGCUGGGAAUUUCGCAGUCUGCACAAAUUAACUCAAGACGACUCGUCGUUAACGCCCACUAUCUGCAUCCUCACCGCAUACCUGCUGUACUCGACCAACCGAGUAGCACCUCUCGAAUUAUUCUUGAAACCAUACCAGUAAGACAAAAACACAAAACAACUCAGUAAUGGCCUUCGGUGGUGCGCCCCGAGGUCGUGGAGGCGCAAGAGGUGGUGGGCGCGGCGGCUUUGGCGGCGAUCGUGGUGGUCGUGGUGGAAGUCGUGGUGGCUUCGGCGACCGUGGUGGUCGUGGCGGUGGCUUUAGAGGUGGUUCUCGUGGAGGCGACAGAGGUGGUCGUGGCGGUGGCUUCAGAGGCGGUUCUCGUGGAGGCGACAGAGGUGGACGAGGCGGUGGCCGAGGUGGUGCUAAGCCCGGUAUGAGAGGUGGAGCGAAAGUGAUUAUCGAACCCCACAGACACGCCGGUGUUUUCGUCGCUCGCGGUGGCAAAGAAGAUCUCCUGGUCACCAAGAACUUGACUCCAGGCGAGUCCGUGUACGGCGAGAAGCGCAUCAGCGUCGACGCACCCACCAACCCCGCCCUUGACGGCGAUGCCGCUCCUGCGGCCACAAAGACAGAAUACAGAGUGUGGAAUCCUUUCCGAUCGAAGUUGGCGGCCGGUAUCCUCGGUGGUCUCGACGACAUAUUUAUUCGCCCCGGCUCGAGUGUGCUGUAUCUCGGUGCCGCCUCAGGUACUUCAGUUUCGCACGUUGCCGACAUUGUGGGCCCGACCGGACGAGUCUACGCCGUUGAGUUCUCGCACCGCUCCGGUCGUGACUUGAUCACCAUGGCUACUCACCGUACCAAUGUCAUCCCCAUCAUCGAGGACGCCAGACAUCCUCUACGCUACCGCAUGCUCGUGGGCAUGGUUGAUGUUGUUUUCGCCGACGUGGCUCAGCCAGAUCAAGCGCGUAUUGUCGGGCUGAACUCCCAUCUUUUCCUGAAGGCCGGUGGUGGCGUGCUCAUCUCUAUCAAGGCCAGCUGUAUCGAUUCGACGGCCAAGCCUGAGGUGGUAUUUGCCAACGAAGUGAAGAAGAUGCGUGAAGAGCGCAUCAAGCCAAGAGAGCAGUUGACUUUGGAGCCCUUCGAACGAGACCACUGCAUAGUUGCUGGUAUCUAUUCGCACAGUGAGAAAUAGAUGUGUUCCUGGAAACGAAUUCGGCGAAAUUGGCUCAUGCCAUGUAACGUGCAUGAGGAGUACAGUGCUUGAAUGCGGUGCUGUAUAUCUACGGCGUACUCGGCGUCCGGGUCAGUCUAUGCGAGGGAAGUUUCAGGGUCAGGUCAUGUAGUGAUUUUCAAAUGUGUACGCUUCCAAAAGCAAGAGAGACAUCAAGGACGGGAGAUUGAAUUCUGGUCAUUUCGAUAUCAUCAUCACAAAUUGC
This is a messenger RNA of Exophiala viscosa, 1505 nucleotides long. Its product is annotated as putative Fibrillarin. Gene Ontology annotation, molecular function: rRNA methyltransferase activity; RNA binding; histone H2AQ104 methyltransferase activity. Gene Ontology annotation, cellular component: box C/D methylation guide snoRNP complex; small-subunit processome; nucleolus. Lineage: Eukaryota; Fungi; Ascomycota; Eurotiomycetes; Chaetothyriales; Herpotrichiellaceae. Gene Ontology annotation, biological process: rRNA methylation; box C/D sno(s)RNA 3'-end processing. The record is from RefSeq and is a predicted model, not a curated record. The transcript is spliced from 5 exons. The coding region runs from base 254 to 1261 and encodes 335 amino acids.